This is a messenger RNA of Leptidea sinapis, 1491 nucleotides long. RefSeq lists its product as uncharacterized. Gene Ontology annotation, biological process: proteolysis. Gene Ontology annotation, molecular function: serine-type endopeptidase activity. Bases 97 to 1491 code for a protein of 464 amino acids. The record is from RefSeq and is a predicted model, not a curated record. Lineage: Eukaryota; Metazoa; Arthropoda; Insecta; Lepidoptera; Pieridae. The transcript has 7 exons.
GACACUAAAGCAAGAGUUUAUUUUGAUGUGUUUUAUAGCUACAUUGAUGUAAAAUCGAUGUGUAUGUAAAGAAUAAGUGAAUAAGGAAGAAACAAAAUGUUUGGCAGAGUGGCGUGGAGUUCGACGUUGCUCCUGCUGUCCACUCUCUCGCCUGAGCCGGCCCAUUGUAUCAAUGAGAACGAUACUACGGACCAGGAUAGCGACUUGGAGGAGGUCAGUGACUCCGUGGACUACAUGGUGGUGAUAGAGCACGGUGACGGCUGGCGGUGCUCCGGCUCCCUGGUGUCGCUGCGAGUGGUGCUGACGAGCGCGCGCUGCGGCCGGCCGCGGGGCGCGGACCUGUGGGCGCUGGCGGGGGCGGGCGCGGGGGCGGGGGGCGCGCGGCGCGUGGCGCGUGCGGCGCUGGCGGGGGCGGCGGGGGCGGCCGGCCCCGCGCCCGGCCUGGCCGCGCUGGAGCUGGAGCAGCCGUUCGGGGAGCGCGCCGCCGCCCGCCCCAUCCUCAUGGCGACGGCGGGGCGCGCGGGGGCCGCGGGGGCCGCGGGGGCCGCGGUGGCCGCGGGGGCCGCCUGCCACGCGGCGCGCCUGCUGCCGUCGGCCGGGCGGCCGCGCCUGCGCGUGGUGCGCCUGACGCGGGCGAGGGGGGCCGCGUGCGCGCGCCUGCCGUACUGGCCGGCCGCGCGCGACGACCUGGUGUGUCUGGAGGGAGCCGUACUGUGUGAGCGUGACCAGGGUGUGGGCGUGGUGUGCCAGGGUAUGCUGUAUGGCGUGCUCAGCGCCACUGUGCCGGCGGAGGCCCGUGCGGAUGAAGGCUGCGGGGAGGCGCACGCGGCACACGUGCUCUCGCGGUGGAGGCGGUUCCUGCACUGCGCGCACACGUCGGGACACUGCGGGAGAGGCGAGUGUACAUCGCAGUGCACGGAGUACGAUCUGCUUCUCCUUCCUUCGCCACCAAGCUCCGAGUCUCCAACAAUCUCCACUCCACCUCGCGCACUCAACUCCAUGAGUACAGCAGAUCUUCAGGUGGAUGUGGCGCGAUCGGGCCCCCGCGACGCCAGCUCCGAGAGCGGCUCCCGAGCAUUACCGUCGCGCACGACCGCGCCGCACGAUCACUGGCGCUCCCGCAGCGCGCUACAAACAAACUUGACCCGCACUGCGGCCGCUACCACCGCUGCCACCGCUACCACCGCGGCACACACCUACGUCUUGAGACAUUUCGAACCUUAUCGGGCCGAUUUUAAAGCUGGCGAGUAUGGCGACAACGCGGCCGAGUACGCGGCCGAGGAGGCACCGGCGGGCAGCCCCGCGGCGCCGCCCUCCCCGCGCGCGGCUCUCACCCCUCCGGGACCCGCUAUUGUCGCUCGCAGAGCACCGCCGCCUGACUCGCCAAAACCGGCCCUAGACAAAAACAGUGCAAUGAGUUCCAAAUCCACGAUUCAAUUUAUUACAAUAGCCGCAAGAAUGAUAUUUUAUGCUCAUUGUCAUGUAGAAUAA